AUGUGGAUCGAAAAGGAAAUAAAAGAAAACCACACACAUGGAGGGGCGUUAAGCAAACAAGUAAAUGAUGACAUUGAACUAUUAAAAAAAAGUAAUAAAUUUUUAUAUGAAAAUGGAAAUAGAAAUUUAUUUUGUGAAUCUAUGAAAAGGGAUUAUAAUCAAAGUUUGAGAACUUGUAGUACAAUUGAUUUGAACAGAAGUUUAGAUGAAAAUAAAAAGAUGAAUACAAGUUUAUUAGUAUCAGGAUAUUUUAGAGAUAAAUUAUCAAAAAAAAAUUCAAAUAAAUUAAUUAGUUCUAGACGACAAAAUGCUAAUAGUGAAGAAUCUCAAUUUGGUGAUAAAUACAAAAUAGAGCAGUUAAAAAAAAAAAAAAUAAAUAAUGAGACAUUGUAUUGUGAUAAUUAUAAAAAUAAAACAAUUUGUUACCAAUCUGAUCUAAAAAUAAACAAAGAAGAUUUAGAUGAAUUUUUUAAUAUAGCAAAUGUUAAUAAUGUGAAAAAAAAAAAUGAGUUUAGUUUUGGAAAAAAUGAUCAUAAUAUGUUUGGAGAUAAGCAUUCAAACAGUAUUUUAGAAAGUAAAAAUAAAAAUAUAUAUAAUUUAAAUGGAAGUACAUAUAAAAAUACACAAUAUUUGAAUAACAGUUAUAUAUAUAAUGAUAGUAUUGUAAAUAAUAAUACAGUAUUAUAUAAAGAAUAUAAUAGUAUAAAAGAUGUUCGAGCUUUUGAAAAAGAAAUAGAUAUAAGUAAAGGAAAUGAUAAAGAAAACAAUUUGAAUGCUCAUAAAAUUAAUAAAUAUCCAAUAUUAACGAAUAAAAAAAUGCCAUUUACUGAAAUAAUAAAUGAUAUAUCCCCCCCAAAAUGUGUAGAACAUUCUAAUAAUGAAAUAACACAAGUAUUAAAUCAUAGAAAAGAAAAUAAUAAUAAACAAAGUGAACUUUUAAGAGUAAAGAAUUUUAUUUGUAAAGGAGUUCCUGGAAUUAUACGAAAUAGUGCAAACAGCUGUUUUUCAACUAAUGUAGAUAAAAAUGUGCAAAAUAAAAUUGAAAAACAUAUUAUGCAUUUUCUUGAAAAUAAUUUAAUUGAAAUAUUGGAAAAAAAAAAUUUAUCUUGUUUUGAAACUGAUAAUAAUAAUAACAGCAUUUCUGAUAAAAUAAGCGAAAGUAUAAAUCUUGAAAUAAAAAAAAAUAUUGAUAAAGCAUAUAAAAAUAUUAAUGAAAAUAUGAACACAAAUAUGAAUGAUGAAAUAAAGAAAAAUGUAGACAUAUUAAAUAACAGUUUAAGCGAAAAUAUAAAUAGCAAAAUAAAAAAUAAUAUAGAAGAAUUAUAUGAUAAAUUAAAUGAAAAUGUAUUAGAAAAUAUUAGUAAUAAUAUGGAAAAUAAUUUAUAUAAAAAUGUAAAUAAUGAAUUAAAAAGAAAAAUCGAUAUUGUAGAAAAAAAAAUAGACAUUAAUGUAAAUGAUAAUAUAAAUAAAGAAUUGGAAAAAAAAAUCGUAUUUUUAAAUGAUCAAAUAAAUGAAAAUAUAAGUAAAGAACUCAAAAAAUACAUAUCUAUUUUAAGUAGAAAUAUAAAUGAAUAUUUAAGUGAUACUAUUGAAAAAAAUACUAAGAUUAUGUCUAAAAAUUUAGGCCUUAAUUUAGGGGAAGAAAUAAAAAAUAAUAUUAUUAUUAUGGAAAAAAAUAUUGAUUAUAAUAUUAAUGAGGAAAAUAUACAAAGAAAUUUUAAAAAAAUUUAUGAAAUGUAUAAUAUGAGCACUAUUGAGGAUAUAAAAAGGAUAAUAAUUAAUGCCAAAGAACAUCAAAAUCAAGAUGAAAAUGAAAAUAAAAAUAAAAAUGAUAUAGAAGACAUAAAAAAUAAUAUGAACAUUAUGAUGGGGAAAAUUAAUACCGAAAGUAUAACUGAAGAAUUAAAAAUACAUCUACAAACAUUUGGAAAUAAAAUUGAUGAAAAAAUUUCGAUUAUAAAUGAAAAUAAAUUAAAUCAUAAAAAUGAUAACAUUAAGGAAAUUACCGAUCAAGUUAUUAAAUCAACUGAGUUAAAGUUAACACUUUUUGCAAAAGAAAUAGAAAAAAAUACUUUUCAUUUUUUUUAUACAUCUUUAAAAGAUAUUUUAGGAGAUUCUACAAAAAUAGAAAAUGAAAAAAUAGAAAAAAAUAUAAUUUGUUAUGUUAAAAAAAGUUUAGAUGAACAGACUCAAAAAUUAACAAAUGAACUUGAUAGUAGUAUGUUUAAUAAAUUGCUUAACGAAUUGAAAUCUUUUAAUAAAUUACAAAUAAACGAAAAAGAUAUAAUUGAUAAUAUAAAAAAUAGUUUAUUACCAUUUCAACAAAAUGUGUCAGAUUCUUUGAAAGGUAAUACUAUUGCGUUAAAAGACAUCAACAAUACUAUUUUAAAAAUGGAAAAAGAAAAUAAGUUUGAAUUUAAUAGUGUUUUAGAUAAAAUUGAUGUUAAUAUUUCAAAUAAAAUUAAUGAUAAAGCAAAAGAAAUGUUAACUACAAUAGAUGAAGCUCUAUUAGGAAAGGUUGCCAAUAUAGAAGGAACUAUAGAAGAAAUAAAAAAAAAAAUGAAUGGUGCUAUUUGCCAAAUUGGUGAAAUAAAUUUACAAAUGUUAUCUAUUCCAAACGAAGAUAAAAUAAAUAAAAUUAUCAUUGAUUUUAACAAAAAUAGAGAUCAAAAAUUUUUUGAAGCUAAAGAAAUUAUAAGGGAAAAUAAAAUACAAAUAACUAGUAUAUUGAAAGAAUUGAAAAAAAAAAAAAAAACAGAUUCUAAAACCGAGUUUAAAAAAAUGUUACAAAAUAUUCUUGAUAUAAAUCCAAGAAAUUAUGAACAAGACAAAAAAGCAAUUCACAAUUCGAAUUUAAUUCCUCAAAAUUAUUGUAAAGAUAAUCACGAAAAUAAUUAUUUAUUAAAUAAUCAACCACAAAAAGAGACAAAAAUUAAUAUGAAUAAAUAUAAUAUACAAAAAAUAUAUAAAAAGAAUAUAGAUGUAAAGGAAACUCAAUUAAAUCUUAAACAUAAAAACAUAUAUUAUAAAAAUAAAAUUAACUUGUAUAAACAGUAUAAACAACAUUUCAACCCAGAAAAUAAUUCCUUAAAAAAAAAAUUAUAUACACCAAAUAAGUCAAAUCAAAUUAAUAGGAAAAAAAGAAAACCAAUAUAUAUAGUCAACUAUAUGAAAAAUGACAAUAAUGAUUUAAUAGAAGUUUCUAAUUAUCUUAAGAAAAGAACUAUAAGAAAAAUCCAUCUAUAA
Plasmodium berghei ANKA is the source of this 3246-nucleotide messenger RNA. RefSeq names its product conserved Plasmodium protein, unknown function. NCBI's taxonomy places the organism in Eukaryota, Apicomplexa, Aconoidasida, Haemosporida, Plasmodiidae. Bases 1 to 3246 code for a protein of 1081 amino acids. The transcript has a single exon. The record is from RefSeq and is a predicted model, not a curated record.